AAAUAGAAACGUUCACGCUUGUAUUAAUAUAUAUAUAUAUUCGAAUUCUUAUUUGAUAGAGUCCUAGAUAAUCUAGAACUCUAAUUUAUGAUUACCGACAAAUGUGUAGAGUGCGGUUAUGAUUCGAGUCGCAACUUCAAGAGGGCGAUUCAUAUUUUUGCACGUGCCCUGUACGUCAUACGCGAUGUGAUAAAAGGCGGGAAGAAACGUCACAUAAAAAGUUUUGUAUUAUGAAAAUGUCAAUCAUUUAGUUAACUUUUACAUUGUGAACGAUUCUGCCUAUUAAAUUCUCGAGAUGGCUGAUGAAUUCCCAAAUCCGGACGAAGAAUUCGAUUUUGUCUAUCAAGCAGAUUAUGAAGCUCUGAGAGAAUUAGAGGGUAAAUUCUUUAUGAUGUGAUUCUUCAUUAAUGCAGAAGAUAUUAAUAUUUCUCUCUACAUUUUAGUAUUUUCUUUACACUAUUAUUUUCACUGUAUUAUCGAAUGAUUCGUUAAACUCAAAUUACAUAAUUGGUUAUAUUUGUGUGAAGAACUUGAGACACUGGCACGACCUGGUCCUAGUGGAGUAUCUCAAACAGCAAACAGAAACAAAAAUCAAGCAGCCAGUGAAACUUCCAUUUCUGUUACAUUUGACAAAGUUAUUGAUAACGAUGCACCUAGUAGUAAUAAAAAACGCUGUUAUGAAGAAUUAUAUGACAGUAUGCCUAGCAGUAGUAAAAAACGCAAUUAUGAAGAAUUGUUUGGUGACAUCUCUGAUCUCUUAGGGACAAAUGUUUCAGUUGAUGUUGAUUUUGUCGAGGAGCCAAAAGAAAAGAAGCUUCGUUGGGAUCAGCCUGAAGGUGUCAUCCAAAAAAUAUUGAAUGCGAGACAGCUACUACAUGAACAAGAUGGGGAUGCAGUGAUGAAAACAAAAUGUGAUGAGAACAAGAAAAAUUCCAUUUCUUUACGAGUUCCACCUUGGAAUUUUGUGGCGGUCACAAGAUUGUACGAUUCUCAACGCUUAUACAUCAGAGUUAGGAAUGCGCGAAACGACAUUAAACAGACUAAAAAACCGAUUACUAAUCUGCUGUCGAUAUCUUACAAGCAAUUGAAAGCUCAAGCGCAAGAAAUUAUAUUGACAAAAAACAAGUUAUCAGUACAAUCAGUAUCCAAUUUGUGUGAUACUAAUAACAUAAUUAAUGACGAAUUAUGGGUAGAUAAAUAUCGUCCUCGAUCGUAUUUAGAAUUACUCUCAGACGAAACAGUUAACAGACAGCUCUUAUAUUGGCUGAAACUUUGGGAUAAAGUAGUAUUUAAUCGAAAUAUCGCGAAACCAAAAAAAAAACAGUUGUCUGUAUUUGGAAAGAAAAAAGAUAUCGAUGAUGAAAAAGAUAUUGAGGAAGUAGAUAGCAAAGGAUAUCCAGUAAAAAGGAUAGCCUUACUCAGUGGACCACCUGGAUUGGGAAAAACGACUUUAGCACAUAUAGCAGCCAGACAUGCUGGUUAUAAUAUAGUAGAAAUCAACGCAAGUGAUGAAAGAAGUCCAGAUACGUUUAGACAGAUCCUUCUUGCAUCGACAGAGAUGAAAGCUGUAAUAGGCGCGGAUCCCCGACCAAAUUGUUUAAUUUUUGAUGAGAUUGAUGGUGCACCGGCUGCAUCCAUCGAACUUCUUUUAAAAUUCGUUCAAGGUAAACUAGUAUCGAAAACUAAAAAGAGCAAGGGACAAUCGGAGAAAACGUCGGAUGGCUGUGCACGUCCUGUAAUAUGUAUCUGUAAUGAACCAUAUGCACCAACGUUGAGAACAUUAAGAGCCGCUGCUAUAAUAAUUCCGGUACCGGAAGUAAGUCCUUUAAGAUUAGCAGAACGUCUAAUGGAGAUAGCGAGAAAGGAAAAGUUAAAUGUAGACUUUGGUGAUCUUGUAAAAAUAGCAGAAAGGUCCGGUUGUGAUGUUCGAGCUUGUGUAGGGGCAUUACAGUACAUGGGUGGUGCUAAUUUAAAAGAUAAUCUAUCUCUAGGCCUGAAGGAUACUCGCAAAAAUUUAUUUGAUUCGUGGAAAAAUAUAUUAACAGUACCUAUGAAUAAAGGAGGAGUGGUUCCUGUACCUGAAAGAAUCCAGAAUAUAUUGAGAACAAUGCAAAAUGGUGAAUCAGAAAAAUUGGCGCAAGGAAUAUUUCAUAAUUAUCCUGAAGUCUGCGAUAAGAAAAUUGAUAAUGUAUCCACGUCCCUGGAAUGGUUUCAAUUUUAUGAUUUAGUAACAUCGCUUGUUUUACACAAGCAAGUUUGGGCACUUAUGCCCUAGUAUUUGACGUAUAUGUAUAUAUAUGCGUGGCACUUGCAUCUUGCGCGAACGCAAAAAGUGAAAUUGUCUUAUCCUACUAUUAUUAACGAAGUAAUUCAAAAAUCGGCAAAAAAUACGGGUAUUUUAACGGCGAUACGAAGAGUAUGCGGACGCGAUGCUUUUACUUUAAUUACGGACAUCGCUGGUUUUUUACCGGAUCUCCUAGCACCCAAAUUACGUACAGUGCCUUCUCAUUUAUAUUCGCCGAAAGAGAAAGCUGAUCUCGCUAGAAUAAUAAACAUGAUGCUUGAUUUUGGUUUAUCGUUCGUGCAAGAAAAGAAUCCUCAAGGAGGCUACAUCUAUAAUUUGGAUCCUAAUAUUUUGGAAAUCGGUAUUCUUCCCAAUUGCAACCCACAUCGGCAUCUCGCAUACGCGGUACAGCAAAUAAUUGCGCAAGAAUUGGAGGUUGAGCGUUUAAAACGGGCAAGUAUCUCGAUGGGACUCGGUGGAUUUAGCUUGUUAGAAAAUACGACAAAUUCAGAAAAGACCGAAACUACAAAAAAUAUAUAUAAAGAUAAUAAGGAUAAAUCUUCCAAUCUACCGAAUAGCGCAAAAUCGGGAAAAAAUGCGACGUCGUUAAAGAAAGUAGUAUACAAAGAUUUUUUUGGGAAUAUUAUUACGAACGACAACGAAAGUAAAAUGGCGAAUCGUAUUUCCCCAAAAUCGCAAAAGGGAUAUUCCGUAAUGCAGAAUAUUUUGACAAAACACGGAAUAUGGUACAAAUAUAAAGAAGGUUGCAAUAACGCUGUUCGCCGAAGUGUAUUCAUGGAGAAACUUUUAUAAAUAGAAAAUUCGUGUAGGUUGCGAUAAUUAUACCAAAUUGAGAAUUUUGAUAAUAAAAUAAAUUAAUUUAAUUACAAACACAUUGCAAUUUAUACUAAAAUUGUUUAUGCAAUAUUUUUUGCGAAAAAAAGAUAAUUCAAUUUAUAACAUUAUAAUGUACAAACUCUGACAAUCACAUGUAUGUAAUUAUCAAGCGACGCGGUAGCGUCGCGACGCCAAGUAUAAUAUAUAUAUAUAUGUGUAUAUAUAUGUAUAUCUUCUGCACAGUACAAACAUAUUGGACAAUUGUACAUAUUACAACCGCAAUUUCACAUUUAAAAUUAUUUC
This is a messenger RNA of Formica exsecta, 3424 nucleotides long. It is a transcript of the gene cutlet, whose product is annotated as chromosome transmission fidelity protein 18 homolog. Lineage: Eukaryota; Metazoa; Arthropoda; Insecta; Hymenoptera; Formicidae. The transcript is spliced from 11 exons. Gene Ontology annotation, molecular function: ATP hydrolysis activity; DNA binding; ATP binding. Gene Ontology annotation, cellular component: nucleus. The record is from RefSeq and is a predicted model, not a curated record.